AUGACCUAUUUCUUGAACGCUACGGAGCCGCGACCGGUGAGCAUCCAGAACGAAUCCGGGGGCGCCAAAUUGGCUGGCAAAAACGCUGCGGCGCCCCCGUCGGCGCCUUGCACCUCAUCGUCGUCGAACGGCACCAGCACGGUGAGUGGAUGCGCGGUGAGAAUGGAUCAAGCGGCGUACUCGGCGCGUGCCAUGGUCCACCCCAACCACAUCAUCUACCGCAAGAUGGAGGGGCUGAUCAAGCAGAUGCUCGAUCCCGAGGCGGGUGUGCCAAUCAAGACGGUCAAGAGUUUCCUCUCCAAAAUCCCAUCAGUAUUCACGGGCAUGGACACGAUCGCCUGGAUCCUGCGUUCGGCCGACGUCGCUGAUAUCGCGGACGCACUUCACUUGGCUCACAUGCUCGCCUCACAUGGGUAUAUCUUUCAAAUCGACGAUCAUGUGCUUACGGUGAAGAACGACGGAACGUUUUAUCGCUUUCAGACGCCCUACUUUUGGCCGUCCAAUUGUUGGGAACCCGAAAAUACGGAUUAUGGUAAGAAUUUUGAGAAUUUAUUUAUAAUUUAUUGCAUUUCCAAAGUUUGACUAUUAACAAAAUUUAAAUUAUUAAAAAUGAAAUUGAAUAAAAAAUUAAAUGUUAUAAGAUUUUUUACUCGAAACUGCCUCUACCUUCUUUUAAACACCAAUUUUAAAUCAAUAAAAUUUAUAAUAAGGAAAUAUGGGUGAAAAGUCAAAAUUAGCGAAUAUGUUUAGGUAUGUUUGCAGAAGUAUUGAAUUACAUUUGUAAUUUAUUUGCAAAUUUUCAGCUGUUUAUCUUUGUAAAAGAACCAUGCAGAACAAGGCCCAUCUGGAGCUGGAGGACUUCGAAGCAGAAAACCUUGCCAAACUACAGAAGAUGUUCAGCCGGAAGUGGGAGUUCGUGUUUAUGCAGGCUGAGGCUCAGUAUAAGUAAGCGUCUUCUGCCAUUUCAUUGAGUCAUUAAUACUUUUGUUUAGUCGUGGAUACCUUAAUAUAUAAAUGAUAUACAACUUAUAAUGUUAACCUCUCAAACUUCAGGGUCGACAAGAAGCGGGACCGUUUAGAACGACAGAUUCUCGACUCGCAAGAACGUGCGUUUUGGGACGUUCAUCGACCAGUACCAGGAUGUGUGAAUACAACAGAAGUGGACUUCAGGAAGUUGUCGCGAGCUGGUCGGCCGAAAUACUCGGCUUCGAAUACGUCAAUGUUGAAUGCGGCAGCUGCUGCUGGCUUCAACAACGUGCUGGACGGAAAUUGUGGCACGUCUGGAGGACAGCCUCAAGUGCUGAGGUGUUCGCCGAACCAAGAUGCAGUCACGGUGGAGAAGACGUUGGAUAACGGUGGACGACACUACUUGAGACCGGGUCUGAGACGGUGCACAUUGCUGCAGGACUCAAUUAAGCAUGAGGUAAGUUGAAAGCAGAAACCAAUAGUGUAGCUUAGAAAUAUAUACUGUUGCUGUUAAGUAAUACCAUAAAAUUUUUUCAAAAUUUUUUUCUUACACUUGUACUUCCAGAUAACCCUACUACAAGGUCGCCUGUCUCAGAACGUGCUCAAAACCUCAAAGAUAUUCGAAAACUACCAGUCGUAUUUCGAGCAGCGCAAGUUUUUCGACUGUUUCAUCUUCCCCUUAGGCUCAACCACCGAUCCAUUCCAGUCCCACGCCAACCCAUGGAUCUCGGAUACUAUCGACUUUUGGCAGCACGACAAAUCGUAUGUUUUACUCCAAUGAGUGAUAUCUGAAAAAAAUUUUUUAGCCAACUUUUUAAAAUUUUUAAUAGCGGGAAUAACGUUUCAUAUUAGUGCCAACAACUGUAUCAUGUUUGAAACCAAAAUUUAGGUAUAUUAAUUUAUUGUUGAGGAUAACAACGUGAUAAUUUCAGGACCGGAGAUAUAUCAACACGACGGUUAAAACUCUGGGAACUCAGCUUCGAAGAGCUUCUCAACGACCAGUUGGGUCGAGAAACUCUUCAAAAGUUCCUGGACAAAGAAUAUUCGGGUGAAAAUCUGCGCUUCUGGUUGGAGGUAAGUGAACUAAAAUUAUUUUCAAUGCGGUCAAAAAUUUAACAGAAGUAUCUAUUGGUCAGCCUAAAUAGAACGUAAAAGCCUUGACUGGUCAGUCUCAAUAGAUCAUAAGAGACUUGUCGCUGUUAGGGCGAUAAUUUUCAAUUUAAAGUUGAUUUUCAACCUAAACUUGACUAAUUUUAGGUUCAAAAACUCCGCAAAUGUAGCAGCCGCAUGGUACCAGUACUGGUAACGGAAAUUUACAACGAAUUUAUUGACUCAAACGCCACAUCGCCGGUAAAUAUCGAUUGCAAAGUCAUGGAAAUCACGGAGGAAAAUCUGCAUAAUAAUCCCAAUCGAUGGUCUUUCGACGAAGCAGCGGUAAGUACUGGACUAGACUAGUCGUUUGAUCAGUCAAGCAAUGUUUUUUUUUAUUUUUUACAAUUUUUAUUUUACCAACGAUAUGUCAUUAUUGAUUUUUGCGUUUCGGCGUCUGUUUUUGAUAAAAAUUCAAAAUUUUGACACAUAUUUCGAGUUUAAUUUGUAUCUUUUUACCAUACCGUUCCAGGAACACAUCUGCGCCUUGAUGAAGAACGACUCGUAUCAACGAUUCCUGCGCUCCGACAUGUAUCGCGACAUGGUGAAUUUGUCGCGGAAAAAGGUGCGAAAGUUUUUAAAGUCUUCGAGCACUCCGUUUUAUAAUUACUCCAAUUCUCACUGAGUUUCGGAUUUUAUUUUCAAUUUUAAGACCUUAGUUAAACACUUUCAAAGUUUUUUUACCAUUUUGUUUUGUUGGGACCUACUUUAAUAUUAUGUAUGAUCCAUUCCUCAAAGUUACAGUAUUUUUUUACAGUAUUUGGUUUUCAAGUUGAAUUUCAGUCAAAAUUGAUGUUGCUGAAGGCAUCUUUUACAACAUUUUGGUUUUUUUAAAAGUUUUAAUGACUUCUAAAGCAAGUUUUCGUUAGUUUAAAAUAUGGUCUUGCAACGAAAACUUGCAAGUUUAAAACUUAAUUUGAAAACCGGAAAUAUUGUAUAGAAUGUAUCAUACACAACUUCUCCGUACUAGAUACUGUAUUAUUAACACGGGUUUUACUAUUUUUUACAAAAUUUUUUAAUUUAAAACAAGUGUAAUGUAAAAUAUUAUAGUAUGUCAAGUUGGGACAGAAAAUGUGGUUUGCGUGGUACUGUAGUUUGUGUAUUAUAAGAUAUUACUGGGACUUGAAAAGUAUGAAAACAAAUAGUAACUUAUAGCUUGGUAUAAACUCUAAAUUAUGUUUUAGUUGCUAGUGGUACAGAAAACUAUAUUUUUGGUUAACAACUAGUAUUAAAAUGCUGGUGUAGGCUUAAAAAUGGUUUUUAAGAUCUGAGAGAACUAUUUUUGAUUAGUUUUUAAUCACCUCUUCUAGUUAUAAACAUUGUAAGUUAUGGUACUACUUAGAGUAAUACCUAGAACCUAGAAGACAUUUUAGUACUAUUUCAAAUACCACUAAGGGUUUGCAGUACCAGAACUAGAACAACAGACACUGUACUAAUACUCACGGCUUCUCUUCUUCAAGCUUGUUGUUAUGAAUGUAUAUUUCGAUGUAAUGUCCACUUUCAACGUUUACUUUGGCUGUCCUUGCCUGGAUUGACUUUGCUUUCUUCUAACAUCUUUUACGCUUUUUUCCGUUACAUUUUUGGGUUCGUGCUGUUUAGUACUAUUUAAAAAAAUGUUGAAACGGUUAUAAGUUUAGUUUAUAAAACUGAUUUUUUGUUUUAUUUUUAGGGGAAGGUACUUUAAGUUAAGACAAUUUGCUUCAGAGUUCAGUUAAGUUUAUUUUUGGGUUUUCAGGAUACAAAAACGCUAGUAAUCCUGGCGAUACUGGUGUUACAGUAAUUUUAAAAUUUCAUUUAGGCUCACUCUUCUGUAGUAUUAACCUAUAAUAACAAGUUUUUGUUUUAUAGCUUAAGCUUUAACUUUUUAUAUAGUUCAUAUAAAUAUGAGUACUGACCAGCACAAGUACUAUUCAAAUACCAGUACUGAUCAGCACAAGUACUAUUCAGCACCUAACCAAAACUGUGUUUUUGUCGUUAUUUCAAAGAACUACUGUCGCCACUGUCGGUGUUAUCCUUUUACUAUCUUUGUGUUUCCUAGCCUUAGUUUUUGAAUUGUAAAAUACCGAGAUCUUAUUGUAUUUCCAUUUGUUAUUGUAAUCGAUAUGUUGAUGCCAAAUGAAUCAUGAAACAGUUUUUGUUCGAAUUUGUUUUAAGCGCUACUUUUGAGUUGGCUUCGAAGGUUUUUGUUGGGCUAAGGUGUAGAGUUUAAGGUAAUGGUAUGCAAUCGUAUGGCAGAGUAAGUUUCAAGUUUUUUGAUGGUAAAAGAAAGUACGAUUGUGUAUUUUGUUUUGAGGUUAAAAUAUAAAGUGAUUUUAUGACAUUGUAUGUGGUAGUUGCUUUAAGUGUCAUUAUGAUAUCAAAAUGGGAAUGAUGACAGUUUUGAAUUACUUGGUAAACUUAUUUACUAUAGUUUUGAUGCUAGUAGAAUUACUUACAAAAACCAAUUUGAAAAUUGCAUGACAAAUAACGCGUUUUACCUUAUAAGGCUUCAAAGUGUAGUAAUCGUUUUGAUCAGAGACAUUUUAAAAUUACAUGCAAUAAAUUUUAAAAAGUUUAAAUCUUAGCCUCCGGUCUUUGUUUGUUUCCACGUUCUUUCUGCCAUAUUGUUAUGGUAUUACUCUGUGUGCUUCUCUUGGAUGUAGUGCCGUAAUCUGAACUGCUUGACUGUUUCUGCACGCUUCUUAAUCCAUUCUUUACUCUGCGAUUUGAAAAAGUUUUGUUAUUGAGGGUUCUAGUAUAAUAUUUCGUAUUUUUAAUAUUGAUAUUCAUCCUUAACACGCUAAUGUUAUACUAGUACCAUUUGUCACUACAAUAACACUACUUAAUAUUAUUUUUUUUACAUUGCUGGCCCCUCCACCCGCUUCUGUGUGCUUGAUAACCUUGUGUUUCCUGUGUUACUUUCCCUUUUGCAUUAACUGAUUUUAUUUACCAUGGUCGACGGUUUUUCAUUUGAUUUUGCAGAGCUCGUUGAGUGCGCUGAUUUCGCGGAAAACGUCGCGAAAAGUGCCGGCGCCUCGAUCCCUGUCUUCCAAGUCGGCCAACUCGUGCGGCGGCGGAGGCGCGGGCGGCGGAGGCGGGUCGGCGUCGCUCAAUUCGUCCUUCACGGACUCCACGCAACCGGCGCAACGCGGCGUGUCGCCAUCCGCCGUCAGCGCGAUCCUGGCCGCCAACCCGUCGCCGCAGCCACGGACCGGCUCGUUCCGGUCGGUCGUGCCCAGCCCCAAACACUCGACGGCUUCAGAGCCGGCCCGCAAGGCCUCGAUGAACCCGCAGCCGUCGAACUCGACGCCCACGCCCUAUUUACAGCUACCGACACACUGA
Molecule: messenger RNA, 5436 nt
Organism: Bursaphelenchus okinawaensis
Lineage: Eukaryota; Metazoa; Nematoda; Chromadorea; Rhabditida; Aphelenchoididae
Source: the annotation of a GenBank genome assembly